This is a messenger RNA of Rubroshorea leprosula, 688 nucleotides long. Lineage: Eukaryota; Viridiplantae; Streptophyta; Magnoliopsida; Malvales; Dipterocarpaceae. The record is from the annotation of a GenBank genome assembly.
CAAACCCAAGCUCCAUUCUGAGAGCUUUUUUUUCUUCUAAAAGAGGUAAUUUAAAAUCAAAUCAGUCUGAGUGUUUGCCAUGGCUGAGCUUCUGGUGCAGCAAUACAACAACUUUGGCUUUGUCAAAGGUCCGUCAAAGAGAAAGAGCCACCGCGGCUUCUCCUCGAAGUGUGCCUCCUUGGUAAAGCAGCAACGUGCCCGUGUCUACAUCUUGCGCCGCUGCGCUACCAUGCUUCUCUGCUGGUACAUUCAAGGCGAGGACUAAUCUUCUCCAAACGAUUAGGCUUCGUCGAAUUACAUGCAUUAAGUAGUUCGGUUUGGUUUUAUGGGGUAUGUGGUGUGGUGACUUUCUACCGUACUUUCCUUUUGUGUUUUUUACCGGAUGGGAGCAAAUCCACCGGGUUUUUGGAGAUCGAAGGGAGGAUUGUGGCGCGCACUCCAUGCCCUUUCACCGGCCGGACAUUAAUUAGUUAUUUGUCGACGGGGCAAUACAUACGUUAUGUUUGGGGGAUUGUUUGCCUGUUGCUGUAGUAAUUGUUAAUGUGACUAUAACCCUUUUGCCCUCUUAGAUGGAGGAGAAGUUAACUUAAUUAUGUUGUGGUUUGUAUGCUGUUGUGAUAAAGAGUAUGUAAUUCAAUAAGUGUUUUCUCGUAUCCUUGAUUGGUGACAAUAAAAUUAUCACCCCCAA